Paramacrobiotus metropolitanus is the source of this 972-nucleotide messenger RNA. RefSeq lists its product as uncharacterized. The transcript has 3 exons. The record is from RefSeq and is a predicted model, not a curated record. Lineage: Eukaryota; Metazoa; Tardigrada; Eutardigrada; Parachela; Macrobiotidae. The coding region runs from base 1 to 972 and encodes 323 amino acids.
AUGUCGGCGAAGCCGCCACAAACCGCGUCGACUCCUCUCAAACCUGAUGCGUUUCGGCAUUACAUGCGCCACCAUCCUGAUCAGCAUUUUGUAAGUGUGGUUGUUGAUAUGAUCACUAAUGGCGCAGAUAUUGGUUAUUUCGGUCCUGUUUGUUCUCGUUUUACCGCUAACGCUAAAACUGCACGCGAUCACCAUGACGUUCUGCUCAAAGCUAUCGAAAAAGAAGUUUUGUUGGGACAUACAGUCGGCCCUUUUACUAAGCCGCCAUUUACGCAUUUUUCUAUCAGUUCACUCGGCGUGCGUGAAAAGAAGCCGAGUGGACAUCGAGUUAUCCUUGAUUUAUCCAGGCCAGUUGGCAACAGUGUCAACGAUUAUAUCGAUGCUGAAGCGUAUACGGUAUCUUAUUGUGCAGUUGACGAUGCCGUUCAGCUACUGACACGUAUGGGAAUUGGGGCGUUAAUGUGUAAACAGGAUAUUAAGCAUGCAUUUCGCUUAGUACCUGUGCGUCCUGCCGACUGGCCUUUGCUAGGCUAUAAAGUUGGAAACCACUAUUAUUACGAUAUUGUUCUGCCAUUUGGUGGAAGAUCGUCUCCGCGUCUUUUUUGCAUGAUAUCUGAUGCCUUACAUUGGAUUGUGGCAAAUGUUUCGGGAAAAUUUAGCAUUUUGCAUUAUGUGGACGAUUUUUUCAUUGUUGAACUUACGGUGGAGGCCUGUCAGUUUAUCGUUAACCUGUUGCUGCAAAUUGCUCAAGAUCUUGGUAUUCCAUUUUCACCUGAUAAAGCUGAAGGUCCUUCCACCUGUUUGCCAUUUCUUGGUAUCAUUCUGAACUCAGUAUCACAAACUUUAUCCCUCCCAGCGGCACAGUCUAUUUGCUCCAAGACUGAACUUCAAAGUCUGAUCGGCUCUUUGCAGUUUGCCGCAAAAUGCAACAGUCUACCAUUUGAUGCAGCAUCAUAUUUCCGCGUCAACUAG